ACUUUUGGUCGUGGAACUUUUUUAACACUGCCUAGUGUUUACAUAAAGGCAGUCCACUGGUGAUGCUAAAGUAUGUCAUAUAAGGAGCCACUCCAGCUGAGCGACCUUCCGUGGGAUGACGUUAUUUUCCGCCAUAUAUUCCCUCUGCUGAAAGUCGCAGAUCUGUGUCACUUGCAAGGAGUGUCCAAAGACUUCCAGCAACUGUACAUAGACUAUAUGUGCUCUUGUGAAAAACUGGAUUUUUCAGAAUGUACUAUGACAAAUAGUUCUCUACAAAAGGUUGUGAUGCAGAGUCAAAACAGAGAUCCCCGCGGCCUCUUGAAUUGUCUCCCCAAUCUCACCAAGACGCCAGAUGUUCUUAUCACACUUCUGGAGGCAACACAGCGAUUUGACCUUUCUAUUAUUAAACAUUCAUCAUUGAUUGACAAUGAUCAGCGAAAGAUAUAUCUCAAGGUGGGACAGUCACCCCUGCCUCUGAAGCACUUAGUGCGAGUGUUCCUGCGUCAAGAGCUCGCAGAGAAGCUACCCACUAGAAUCGAUGAACUGGAAUUACCAGUGAUUAUGAAGAAGUACCUACUGUACGAGAUCAGCUAACUGGCUGGACAUGUCUAGUAAUUAAGGUGUACAGUAGUUAUAAAUUACCAUUGCACAUUAUUGUAUUCUAUACUUGUAAUAUUCUUUAUAGUUGAAAUGUGAUCCUUUCGACAAGUUGAUCCCAUGUUCCACAUGGUUUUAUUUGUUGUGUACUGUAUAGUGAAAGCCUCAAAGGGAAUUUUUUUUAAUAUGCAUCUACAGUACUGUAAUUUGAUGUAUAGCUUCGAUUUGAGGUACAGUUCACUCCCACCCAAAAUGAAGCAAUCAGUUCAGAGACUCAUUCCCAUGACUCAGUUUCACUACGGGGAGCGAACUUUUGUCUUCGACUGUACUGUUCAUUGAAAUAUUACAAAAUUAUGAAUCCACAUGUAAAGCUCAUAGCAAAUGAACAACAACAAACGUUGGAUUUUGCACCUUGGUGCAGUUUUUGACGUUGCCCAACUUCUCAGUAAUUUGUGAUAUUUUCAUAUUAUGAUUGUUUAUAUGAACAGAACCCUUAGAUUUUUAAACUGUGGCUGGUCGGGAACACUUGAGCCAACACAAUGAGUUUAGACUCACUGUUAGAGGUUCGUUCAGUUAGCUUUAGAUGAUUGGCAUCUAUAAAUUAUUCAUCUGUUUAAUAUAUUAGAAAUUUUAAGAUCAAAGUAUUUGAAUUUUUUUACAGUGUUAAAUUCAACCCAUUACAAAAUCACCAGUGCAUGUAUUAAGGACCUUGUCAAUGUGAUCCAUUUAUUCAAACAAAAUAUCUUCCUCUUUAGAAAGAGUUGACUUCCACAUAUUUUGAGGGGUACUGCAAAGUUUUAUGAGAGUACAAUAGACCCUUGCCAUUCACGAGUUUGCGAUUUCAAUGAUUCGUGGUAAGCAGAUGGUGGCUAGCUUGCAAGCCUUUUCCUGCAGCACAAGUCACCCCACGCAGCAUUUCGUGUUCUACUCUCAAAACUUUAGUGUUUCAGUGUGAAAUGGCCCCUAAAAGACUGCCUAGUGUCAGUGCGAGUGAUGACCCUGACAAAGAAAGUUGUAUUAUUAGAUAAGUUAAAAGAGGGUUCGUAUAAGUUGCUAUGCACGGUUUUGCCAAUCCACACCAUUCCUUGGAACCUAUCCCUCACGAAUAACAAGGGUCUACUGUAUAAGUAUUUUAUUUAUUUAUAUGUAGUACUGUAUACUGUAUAUAUGUUGAUAAUUACAUUAGUUUAGUAUUUCCAUUUAUGCCCAAAAUAGCAUUGUUGUUUGAAGAUACUUUUGUGUAAGGUAAAACGAAUAUUUGUCCAGUAGUAGACAGGUAAUAGACAUGCAGACAUUUAUAGUGGCUGUAUUUUAACUUGACCUGGUCUUUACAUUCUUCACCCUUGAAACUUCUCUUUUAGAUCUUCACUCUUAAAUCUUUCUUCUUGAAUCAUCACUCUUGGAUCCUCAUCCUCUUACUUGUACCUUCUUUCUACCUUCAUGUUUCCUUCACCAUCAGCCAGCUUUUGCCACCACCCCCACUUGACUAGGUCUUGGCCACCAGUACUCGAGGGACAACAUUAGCUCUUCUAGGUAAGAAAAACAAGGAUUACCGAGCACAUUGCCAUAUAUGGAGUACUUCAGUUCUCAAGUACAUUAGUUUGUCAAUUAUUUUUACAUAUCAAUUACUUUUGUAUGUAUAUGUGUGUUGGGUUUUUUAGUGUCAGCCAUUUGAUAUUUUUGUAAUUUAUACUAUCUAUUUAUAUAUAUAUAUAUAU
This is a messenger RNA of Homarus americanus (American lobster), 2315 nucleotides long. RefSeq lists its product as uncharacterized. Gene Ontology annotation, molecular function: protein binding. The transcript is spliced from 4 exons. Bases 73 to 594 code for a protein of 173 amino acids. Gene Ontology annotation, biological process: intracellular signal transduction. The record is from RefSeq and is a predicted model, not a curated record. NCBI's taxonomy places the organism in Eukaryota, Metazoa, Arthropoda, Malacostraca, Decapoda, Nephropidae.